ACCGGCCCCCGGGAAACCCAGCUCAGGCGGAGGAGACACGGAGCCUAGAGACAUGGGAGUUCGAGGAGCACUCCGCCUUCUGCUCGUGUGCCUGAGCCCAGCGCUGCUGACUGCUGUGCGGAUCAACGGGGAUGGCCAGGAGGUCCUGUACCUGGCAGAAGGUGAUAACGUGAGACUGGGCUGCCCCUACAUCCUGGACCCUGAGGACUAUGGCCCCAACGGACUGGACAUUGAGUGGAUGCAGCUCAAUUCAGACCCCUCCCAUCGGGAGAAUGUCUUCCUGAGCUACCAGGACAAGAGGAUCAAUCACGGCAACCUCCCCCACCUGCAGCAGAGGGUCCGCUUCGCCGCCUCGGACCCCAGCCAGUACGAUGCCUCCAUCAACCUCAUGAACCUGCAGGUGUCAGACACGGCCACUUACGAGUGCAGGGUGAAGAAGACAACCAUGGCCAGCCGGAAGGUCAUCGUCACUGUCCAAGCUCGGCCCGCGGUGCCCAUGUGCUGGUCCGAGGGCCACAUGACCCGUGGCAACGACGUGGUGCUGAAGUGUUUUGCCAACGGUGGCACCCCACCGCUCUCCUACAAGUGGGCCAAGAUCAGCGGGCACACCCGCCCCUACCGCGCUGGCUCCUACCACUCCCAGCACAGCUUCCACUCCGAGCUCUCCUACCAGGAGUCCUUCCACAGCUCCCUGAACCAAGUUUCAGGUCUGAACAACGGUGACCUGCUGCUGAAGGACAUCUCCCGCGAGGACGACGGACUCUACCAGUGUACAGUGGCCAACCACGUGGGCUACAGUGUGUGUGUGGUGGAGGUGAAGGUCUCAGACUCCCGGCGCGUCGGCAUGAUCAUAGGCGCAGUGCUGGGCUCUCUGCUCAUGCUGGGCUGUCUGCUGGUGGGCAUCUGGGGGCUCAUCUGCUGCUGCUGCGGGGGCCCGGGGGCCGGCGGUGCCCGCGGUGCCUUCGGCUACGGCAACGGCGUUGGCGGCGGGGUCGGCGGCGGCGGGGCCUGCGGCGACUUGGCUAGUGAGAUCAGAGAGGACGCCGAGGCGCCCGGGUGCAAGGCCAGCGGGCGCGGCCGCAGCGUCACCCACCUGCUGGGGUACCCGACGCAGACCGUCAGCCGCUCCCUGCGCCGCAAGUACGCGCCCCCGCCCUGCGGCGGCCCCGAGGAUGUGGCCCUGGCGCCCUGCGCCGCCGCCGCCGCCGGCCCCUGCGAAGCGGGCCCCUCCCCGGUCUACGUCAAGGUCAAGAGCGCCGAGCCCGCCGACUGCGCGGAGGGGCCGCGGCAGCGCACCGACGGCCUCCUGGUGUGAGCGCGCCGCGGGGCCGCCCGCCCGCCGCUGGGAAUGCGCUCGGCCCCGGGCCCGCAGCGCCCGCCCCGCGCCUCCGGGCCACGGGGGCCCGCGGCGCCUCCUCGGGGCCCGGGCGAGAGGGGCGCCGGGGCCGGGAGCGGGAGGGAGGGGGCAGCGCCGAGCGCGGUCGAAGCGAAGGCCCGGCGUCUCCAGCCCAGCCGGAGGGCCCCGGGACCGGGGAGGGGGCGCGGGUCCGGACUGGCUGGUGGCGCGGGAGAGCUGAGC
Messenger RNA from Lutra lutra (Eurasian river otter), 1579 nucleotides. It is a transcript of the gene VSIG8, whose product is annotated as V-set and immunoglobulin domain containing 8. The coding region runs from base 53 to 1315 and encodes 420 amino acids. The transcript has 7 exons. Gene Ontology annotation, cellular component: intracellular anatomical structure. NCBI's taxonomy places the organism in Eukaryota, Metazoa, Chordata, Mammalia, Carnivora, Mustelidae. The record is from RefSeq and is a predicted model, not a curated record.